CGCGGCAGAAGGAGGUGGAGGAGGCGGAGGAGAGAGCCCGCGAGGGAGGGUCUGCCCGGCCCCCCGCCGCCGGAGCCGCUGCCGCCGCCUCUGCCGCCGCUGGAGGAGGAGCAGCAGAACAUGGCGCCGGGGCCGCCGUCCCCGCUGCCGGGAUCUCGGAGGCCGGGGCCGCGUUGAGGGCGCCUAACUGGAAGAAAUGUUGGCAAUUUGGCGAUAGAAGUGGUGAAAACUGACCUUAAAGUGGUAUACAAGCACCGUGGGACCUGACACUUUCGCUGCACGGGCGCCAGCCCCCACUGAUAAUGUUGGGCAGCCCCUGGGUCCACAGCAAAACACUAAUCUGAUCUCGGAAGUGGCUGAUUGUGGCAGGAUGUGUCGACGAUGAUGAUGGCAAGAAAGCAAGAUGUCCGCAUUCCCACCUACAACAUCAGUGUGGUGGGCUUGUCUGGGACGGAGAAGGAGAAGGGCCAGUGCGGCAUCGGGAAGUCGUGUCUGUGCAACCGCUUCGUGCGCCCGAGCGCGGAUGAGUUCCACUUGGACCAUACCUCUGUCCUCAGCACCAGUGACUUCGGGGGGCGAGUGGUCAACAAUGACCACUUCCUCUACUGGGGAGAAGUUAGCCGGUCCCUGGAGGAUUGCGUGGAAUGUAAGAUGCACAUCGUGGAGCAGACUGAAUUCAUUGAUGAUCAGACUUUUCAACCUCAUCGCAGCACGGCCCUGCAGCCCUAUAUCAAGAGAGCUGCUGCCACCAAGCUCGCAUCGGCUGAAAAACUCAUGUACUUUUGCACUGACCAGCUGGGGCUGGAGCAGGACUUUGAGCAGAAACAAAUGCCAGAUGGAAAGCUGCUAAUUGAUGGUUUUCUCCUUGGUAUUGACGUUAGCAGGGGCAUGAAUAGGAACUUUGAUGACCAGCUCAAGUUUGUCUCCAAUCUCUACAAUCAGCUGGCGAAAACAAAAAAGCCCAUAGUGGUGGUCCUGACUAAGUGUGAUGAGGGUGUGGAGCGGUACAUUAGAGAUGCGCAUACUUUUGCCUUAAGCAAAAAGAACCUCCAAGUUGUGGAGACCUCAGCGAGAUCCAACGUAAAUGUGGACUUGGCUUUCAGCACCUUAGUGCAACUCAUUGAUAAAAGUCGGGGAAAGACGAAAAUCAUUCCUUACUUUGAAGCCCUCAAGCAGCAGAGUCAGCAGAUAGCUACAGCAAAAGACAAGUAUGAGUGGCUGGUGAGUCGCAUUGUGAAAAACCACAAUGAGAACUGGCUGAGUGUCAGCCGGAAGAUGCAGGCCUCCCCCGAGUACCAGGACUACGUGUAUCUGGAAGGGACUCAGAAAGCCAAGAAGCUGUUUCUCCAGCACAUCCACCGCCUCAAGCACGAGCACAUUGAGCGCAGAAGGAAGCUGUACCUGGCAGCCCUGCCAUUAGCCUUUGAAGCUCUCAUACCCAAUCUAGAUGAAAUAGACCACCUAAGCUGCAUAAAAGCCAAAAAGCUGUUGGAGACCAAGCCAGAAUUCUUGAAGUGGUUUGUUGUGCUUGAGGAGACCCCGUGGGAUGCCACCAGCCACAUCGACAACAUGGACAACGAGCGGAUUCCCUUUGACGUCAUGGACACCGUCCCAGCAGACCAGCUGUACGAGACCCACUUAGAGAAGCUGCGGAACGAGAGGAAAAGAGUUGAAAUGAGAAGGGCGUUUAAAGAAAACCUGGAGACCUCUCCUUUCAUAACUCCCGGAAAGCCUUGGGAGGAGGCCCGCAGUUUCAUCAUGAAUGAAGAUUUCUACCAGUGGCUGGAAGAAUCUGUAUACAUGGAUAUCUAUGGCAAACACCAAAAGCAAAUUAUAGACAGAGCAAAAGAAGAGUUUCAGGAGCUGCUUUUGGAAUAUUCAGAAUUGUUUUAUGAGCUGGAGCUGGAUGCUAAGCCCAGCAAGGAGAAGAUGGGUGUCAUUCAGGACGUUCUGGGGGAAGAACAGCGAUUUAAAGCAUUACAGAAGCUCCAGGCGGAGCGCGAUGCCCUCAUUCUGAAGCACAUUCACUUUGUGUACCACCCGACCAAGGAAACGUGCCCUAGCUGCCCGGCGUGUGUGGACGCUAAGAUUGAACACUUGAUUAGCUCUCGGUUUUUCCGACCAUCUGAACGGAAUCAGAAAAAUUCACUCUCUGAUCCCAACAUUGAUAGAAUCAACUUGGUUAUCUUGGGCAAAGACGGCCUUGCCCGAGAGUUGGCCAAUGAGAUCCGAGCUCUUUGUACAAAUGAUGACAAGUAUGUGAUAGAUGGUAAAAUGUACGAGCUUUCCCUGAGGCCAAUAGAAGGGAACGUCAGGCUUCCUGUGAACUCUUUCCAAACGCCUACAUUUCAGCCCCACGGAUGUCUCUGCCUUUACAACUCAAAGGAAUCUCUGUGCUACGUGGUGGAGAGUAUAGAGAAGAGUCGAGAGUCCACACUUGGCAGGCGAGACAAUCACUUAGUCCACCUCCCCCUGACAUUAAUUUUAGUUAACAAGAGAGGAGACACCAGUGGAGAGACUCUGCAUAGCUUAAUACAGCAAGGCCAGCAGAUUGCUAGCAAACUUCAGUGUGUCUUUCUGGACCCCGCCUCUGCUGGCAUCGGUUAUGGACGCAACAUUAACGAAAAGCAGAUCAGUCAAGUCUUGAAAGGACUCCUGGACUCGAAGCGUAACUUAAACCUGGUCAGUUCUACGGCCAGCAUCAAAGAUCUGGCUGACGUUGACCUGCGAAUUGUCAUGUGUCUGAUGUGUGGAGAUCCUUUUAGUGUCGACGACAUACUCUGUCCUGUCCUUCAGUCGCCAGCCUGUAAAUCUUCCCAUUGUGGAAGCAACAACUCUGUUUUACUUGAACUACCAAUCGGACCACACAAGAAGCGCAUUGAACUGUCUAUUCUUUCAUACCAUUCCUCGUUUAGCAUCAGAAAAAGCCGGUUGGUCCAUGGGUACAUUGUUUUCUAUUCAGCCAAACGUAAGGCCUCCUUGGCCAUGUUGCGUGCCUUUCUUUGUGAGGUGCAGGACAUCAUCCCCGUUCAGCUGGUCGCACUCACCGAUGGCGCCGUGGACGUGCUGGACAACGACCUCAGCCGGGAGCAGCUGACCGAGGGCGAGGAGAUCGCUCAAGAAAUCGAUGGCAGGUUCCUAAGCCUCCCCUGCAGCCAACCCCAGCAUAAACUGGAGAUCUUCCACCCGUUUUUUAAAGAUGUGGUGGAGAAGAAGAACAUCAUUGAGGCCAGUCACAUGUACGACAACGCGGCCGAGGCCUGCAGCACCACCGAGGAGGUGUUCAACUCCCCCCGGGCCGGCUCGCCGCUCUGCAACUCCAACCUGCAGGAUUCGGAAGAGGACAUCGAGCCCCCUUCGUACAGCCUGUUCCGAGAAGACACGUCGCUGCCCUCUCUGUCCAAAGACCAUUCUAAGCUCUCUAUGGAGCUGGAGGGAAAUGAUGGGCUGUCUUUCAUCAUGAGCAAUUUCGAGAGUAAACUGAACAACAAAGUACCUCCGCCAGUCAAACCAAAGCCUCCUGUCCAUUUUGAAAUUACAAAGGGGGAUCUGUCUUACUUAGACCAAGGCCAUAGAGAUGGACAGAGGAAGUCUGUGUCUUCUAGCACCUGGCUACCUCCGGACGGGUUCGAUCCUUCUGAUUACGCCGAGCCCAUGGAUGCUGUGGUCAAGCCAAGGAAUGAAGAAGAAAACAUAUACUCCGUGCCGCACGACAGCACCCAAGGCAAGAUCAUCACCAUUCGGAACAUCAACAAAGCCCAGUCCAACGGCAGUGGGAAUGGGUCCGAUAGUGAGAUGGACACCAGCUCUCUAGAGCGAGGCCGCAAGGUGUCCAUCGUGAGCAAGCCCGUGCUGUACAGGACGAGAUGCAGCCGGCUGGGGCGGUUUGCCAGUUACCGAACCAGCUUCAGCGUGGGGAGCGAUGAUGAGCUGGGGCCCAUCCGGAAGAAAGAGGAGGAUCAGGCCUCCCAAGGUUACAAAGGGGACAAUGCUGUCAUUCCGUAUGAAACAGACGAAGACCCAAGGAGGAGGAAUAUUCUUCGCAGUCUAAGAAGGAACACUAAGAAACCAAAGCCCAAGCCCCGGCCAUCCAUCACGAAGGCAACCUGGGAGAGUAACUAUUUUGGGGUCCCCUUAACAACCGUCGUGACUCCAGAGAAGCCAAUCCCUGUUUUUAUUGAGAGAUGUAUUGAGUACAUUGAAGCCACAGGAUUGAGCACAGAAGGCAUAUACCGGGUCAGCGGGAACAAGUCAGAGAUGGAGAGCCUGCAGAGACAGUUUGAUCAAGACCACAACCUGGACUUGGCCGAGAAAGACUUCACGGUGAACACGGUGGCUGGUGCCAUGAAGAGCUUUUUCUCAGAACUGCCGGACCCGCUGGUCCCGUACAGCAUGCAGACCGAUCUGGUGGAGGCGCACAAAAUCAACGACCGGGAGCAGAAGCUGCAUGCCCUGAAAGACGUACUCAGGAAAUUCCCGAAGGAAAACCACGAAGUCUUCAAAUACGUCAUCUCUCACCUGAACAAGGUCAGCCACAACAACAAGGUGAAUCUCAUGACCAGCGAGAACCUGUCCAUCUGCUUCUGGCCCACGUUGAUGCGGCCCGACUUCAGCACUGUCGACGCGUUGACGGCCACGCGCACCUACCAGACAAUCAUCGAGCUUUUCAUCCAGCAGUGCCCUUUCUUCUUCUACAAUCGGCCCAUCAGUGAGCCUCCUGGCGCCACGCCCAGCUCCCCCUCUGCCGUGGCCUCCACCGUGCCCUUCCUCACCUCCACACCGGCCACCAGUCAGCCGUCACCCCCCCAGUCGCCUCCGCCCACCCCCCAGUCCCCGAUGCAGCCACUGCUCCCCUCCCAGCUGCAAGCCGAGCACACGCUGUGAGUCCCCAAGGCCUGGGGCAAAAGGAGGCUCGGUCUUCUCUCUUCAGGGUGGCAUUUGGCCUUGAACGCAACCAGGUCCACUGGGGCAGGUGUGGGAGGGGGUUGUCUCUCCCCUGUCCCCUCCUCAGGACCUCAGCAGCAGCACCAGCCAACAGUCCGCCAGAGGCUGGGCCGUCAGGCACCCUGAGCCUGGGGCUGGCUGCAGGCGGCGGCUGGGGGCCCUGCCCUUUGACAUGAACCCCUUUGAGGACUGAACUGGCCAGGCAGCGGCCCCAGUGGCCAUCCAUACGCUCACUGCUCCCUGUCCACGCACACCAGCCUCGGGUCACCUGCUGCUGGGACAGCCCUGGCCUUUGCCAGCGGGAAGAGGAGGCUCCAAGAUUCAGGCCGUGAGGAAAACACACAUCUGUCUCUUACCACCUUCCAUAUCUGCACCCCCACCCCUAGUUGGGGGUGCAGCCUGUCUGGAACCUCCUUGGGAACACGUAGGCCACGGCUCUGCCACCCCUAGGUACAGUGCUGAGGGCGAGUGCCUGGCCCGGCAGAACAGAGGGAGGGAGCUUCGUGCCUGCACCAAGAGAGAGUGGCUUGUCCCCGAUGGCCCUCACACCCCCCUCCCUUCCCAGGCUUCGGGGAUACAUUCCCUUUCCAACAAAGGAACACUGGGAGGAAAAUGGAAAAACCCAUGUAAUAAUUUUAAAAAGGAAAAAGGAAGACACUACAGGAAGAAAAACUACAGACCUCAAGAUUCAGCUCUCCUGCCACCUCUCUGAAAGGGAAACAGGUGGAAGGAAGGUGGCUCUUGUCUGUGUGACAGCAAAACAAGGAGGCCCGGGGGUGGUUGCCUGAGAGCCUGUUAGGGGCCCACUUAUGUCCUGUCCCCAGAUCCCCCUUUCCCCAAGAAGACAGUUUGAGCCCUUGGUGCGAAGAGCUGGGGAGACCGGCAGACCAGCCUGGAACCUGGUCUGCCUUGGGACACACGGCAGGCUGUGGAAACACUACUUCGUGUGUGUGUGCGCGCAUAUGCGUGUGUGGGGGGAGGGCAUGCCUGUGAGGGAGGGCACAGUGGAGGGUGCCGGGGUGCAUUUGGGGUUUGGUUUAGUUUACUUGGUGUUGAAGUGGAAUCAUUUUCAUCCUGGGCCCUAGUAUGCCGCCAGCAGGGGUAUUUGUGGGAAGUGGGCAGGUGUGGGGAACUGAAGUACGGUGGUCUGCUGGCGCCCACCCAGGGGCAUCCUUCAUGCUCCCAAGGCCAGCAGGGCCCAGAGGAGCUACAGGCACAAAGGCCAGCAGAGUCACGAGGAGAGCCCUUGCCUGCCUGUCACACCACCGCCACCCCCCUGCCGUGUCCUUCCCCAGCACUUCCUGGGAAAUGGCCUUCCCCUCGGCUUCCUGGCCUUUCCACUGGCCCCUGGGAGAACCCUUCUCAUGCCCCACCUCUGCCCUCCACCCCCAUCCCCCAAACACAUCAACCUUGCUAAGGCUGCUACAGAUACUGGCUGCCCUCCGCUCUGGUGGCUGGGCCACGGCCUCUGCAGUGAAGAAGCCUGACACUAAGGUACCCAGGGGUGGGGUGUGGGGUAGAGGGCCCUACACGCCACAGCCUUCCGGGUCUCUGUGCACUUUAAGAAGCAGCACCUGUGGUAUGUUUGAGGGUGCCCUGGGUCACCUCAGCCGGGUGGCCUUACGCGUAAGAUGCCUCAGAACCCCCUCCAGCCACCCCAGCCCCAGCCGCUUCACAUUGGCUGGAGGGUGUGGCAGGCCCUUUGCUGACUUCCUCCUCUGGAUAAGCUGGAUACCUUCACCAUUCUAGUUCUCGUACGGCAAAACAAGGUGCUUGGGAAAACUAAAUUAUCCCUGCAGGCUUUACCCCCUCUUUAAGAAACAAGUCAAAAAGCAAACCCAAGGUACAUGGAUGUUUUAUGUAACUGUUGGAUGAUGGAUGUUUUUCCCUUCUGGUGGAGCUGUGCCUGAUGCUUUAGGUUGGGGUGGGCUGGAAGGUGGUAUUUGUGUUUAGUUUUCACAAGAGGUUGGCAGACCCCCAGGCAGAUGAGGAAAUGAAUUUCUCACUCUUCUAGGUCAUGCUCACCUACUCCCAGUCAGCCCUUCAAGGUAUUGGGUUCCAGUUAAAGAAAAGCCAUGAAGGUGGCCUGGAGCCACUGUCCCUUGUGUGAACUAAAACAGGUAGCCUCGUUCCCUUCCACUGCCACCACCUUGUGCUGGGGCACUAGGCCACCCCCCACACAUACUGCCACCUACAACCUCAGCUCUGCACCAGGAACUCUCCCCCCAACGCCCUUGGCUUCCCACACCACCCAUCCCUGCACAGAUGUGUACAUUGCAGGGGAUUUGGGGGGGUGCAUGGGGAGAGGAGGAGCAGAGGAGGAGCAGCUGUGCUUUGCAUCCUCACCCCUGUGCAGCCCCACAGCGCCCCCUGGUAGCCAGCCUGUGAAGCUGCAGGCCCCUCUCGCGCCUGCGGGUGUCCUGCCAGGACUUAAAAGGUGCGGGCGGGCGGGGACUGGUGGCUCGUGCCCCGUCAGAGCCACAGUGGGCAGGAAGUUCCAAGGCUUCCUCUUGUUUCUGUUUGCUAACUCUUAAGUUUCUCUUUUCUGCUUCUCCAGGCUGACUCGGACUAGGGGACAUUUCUUGGUCAUUCUGAGUUGGCAUUGCCAUUAGUAGCAGUACUGGGCCUCAGCUUCCAGUCGGGGGUCGGCAUUCGGACCAAAUAGGCACUUGGAGGAGACCCAUAAGGGAGAGCCGGGGCGUGUAUUGUGACACUGCCUUAAACAGAAUGCCACCCACAGCUCGGAACUGAGAUGGCAGGCAGGAAGGGGUCAGCUGGGCUAUGGGACUUGCUCCGUGUCCCACAGUGGAAUAGUGGUAUGUCUAGCAGCUCUUUUCCUGUCCAGUGUUCUUUGUAUGCCCACAAGAGUGUAGAUGCCACGCUUGGGGAGAAUGGAUAGCCCUUGGUUGUAAGCGGAAGGCUGGUUCUGGUUCUGAUGCUGCCACGCCGGGAGGGAGGGAGACGGUCCACGGUCAGGAGGCAUUGCUUGUAGAUUCAGCCCAAAUUGUUGGCUGUGUUACCAUUGGCUGUCAGCAUACUGUCAAGUCGGCCAUCACUGAUACUUGAGAAACAAUGCUGAGAACUUGGCAGUACUGUUUCUGUGGGUUCUGCACCCCACCGCCACCUUGGUCCGUCUACCUGCUUAACACGGGAAGCAUGCUGCCAGGCGAUUUUUCUAGCAGCCUGUGUGUCUGCCAGGGUGGACAGCGGAUGAUACAGGAGCAGAGUGCUGGCCAGAGGGCCCCGGGAGAGUGCACUCCUUCCCUGGCCCUAUGCCUCUGCUCCUGGUGGGGAUGGGAGCCUCCAGGGAGACCGACCCCCAGGGGAGGGGUGUCCCAGCGUCAGCCCUGAAACUUGAAAACAAACUGCAGCAUUUGUAACCUGAAGUCAUCCAUCUGUGCCCCCUCCCUUCCUCUCCUGUGAGAACACACUGCUUUGGGGGUGCCUGCUACACGAAAUAGUGGACAGUGGCCAAGGAAAUGGACAGGGCUCUGCUCAGCCAACUGCUGCUUUUCCGGGGGAGGAAGCCCUAGGGACUUGGGUGAGUUGCUGGGGACCAGGUUCCCUCACUCCACAAUCCUCGUGUGUAAUGGGCAUGGUCUGCCAUGGUUCGUGGGAAUGGGCCCAAAGAGCUGGGGUUAGUCACGGUGCUCUGCAGACAGUGGCCAGUUGCCCUCCUGUUGCUUGGCAGGUUCAAGCCACUCAUUUGCACUUAGGUGAAAGGACAGUCCUGUAUGCCAGAAACCUAAGUCACAUCUGGGACUGGUGGGGAUGGCACCAGGGAGGGAAUGGUAUGAGGGGAAAGGCCUUUCUCCUCUCCCAAGGUCUGGGCUGCCCCCGGGCUGUGCCUGUGUCGCUGUCUUAGGGAUCCUUCCCUCCUCUGGAGGCCACCUUUCAGCUGGCCUGCCUGCCUGCAGACUCCUCCCGGUCAGAGGUAACCGCCCUUCCGCUCCCACUCCUCCAGCCCCAGCAGCCCUCCUUCGGCUGCUCAAACAGCAGUGAUGUUACACUUUCAAUGUAGUUGAGACAGGGCGUAAGUUAUUGUUUGCAUAAAAAAGAAUCAUGUUCCCUGUGUACAUUAAAGAAAAAGGAAAUGUCUCUGAAUUGUAUGGGAAUAAAACUUGUUUGAAAAUUUGGAA
Rhinolophus ferrumequinum (greater horseshoe bat) is the source of this 9083-nucleotide messenger RNA. It is a transcript of the gene ARHGAP35, whose product is annotated as Rho GTPase activating protein 35. NCBI's taxonomy places the organism in Eukaryota, Metazoa, Chordata, Mammalia, Chiroptera, Rhinolophidae. The transcript has 7 exons. Gene Ontology annotation, biological process: signal transduction. The record is from RefSeq and is a predicted model, not a curated record. Bases 382 to 4884 code for a protein of 1500 amino acids. Gene Ontology annotation, molecular function: GTP binding; GTPase activity.